Raphanus sativus (radish) is the source of this 372-nucleotide messenger RNA. RefSeq lists its product as uncharacterized. The transcript is spliced from 2 exons. The annotation marks the transcript as partial. Lineage: Eukaryota; Viridiplantae; Streptophyta; Magnoliopsida; Brassicales; Brassicaceae. The record is from RefSeq and is a predicted model, not a curated record.
AUGGAUGCGAAGAUUAAAGAUGGAGUCUUGAGGAUGAUUGUCUCGACAACAAGUGUACUCGCUUUCUCCCUCCUAACACAGGACCAUCCAUUUGUGGUGAAAGGUCGUAAGCGUUUAGACGAUAGUACACAACGAAAAGGUGAUGGAAGUGUUUGCGUUUCAUUCAACUUGCCAGGUGUUUAUGGUGUUGAUAUACUGGUGAUGCCUAAUCAGAAUGAAGUCAAGUUCUACGUUGAGAACAAGGAGGUGUAUGAGCAUGAUGAGAGCUGCCAUAUCUUCAUGGGAGCUGUCAACUGUGCUUACGUUUUUGCUCAUGGAGUCCCACUAUUGAGCCAUGACAUCGCUUGGGAUGCUGAGUUUGGUGUUCUCACG